AUGCCCUCAACACCUGGGUCUCUAGUUGAGCCUGACAAGGCCAAGGUGGCCUAUUUUGGAAAUGAGUUUCCGAUUGAUGACCUGAAAGACCUGUUUCGUCGCCUUUACGGCCAUUCUAAAGACAAACGACAUGCAGGAUUGGCAAGGUUCAUCCACGAGGCCACGUCGGUAGUGCGAGAGGAGGUACGCUUGCUGCCAGCCGCUUUACGGACUCUUGUUCCUCCCUUCCAGACGAUCUUCGAUCUUGCCAAUGAUGCGGAGCUCCGAAGCGGUCCCCUUGGCGGGUCCAUCGACGGCAUGCUGCUCUGUGCCCUCCAGCUGGCAACCUUCAUCGGGUACUAUGAAAAUGACGCUAGCGAAGACUUCUAUUCUCCCGACGCAGUCACAUAUCUCACUGGUUUGGGAACCGGCCUGCUGUCAACCGCUGCGGUCUCCCUUUCUCCUACAUUGGCGGAUCUCCCACUUGCUGGUGCUGAGGUCAUCCGCAUCGCCUUCAGACUCGGGGUCGUUGUCGAUGAGGUUUCGCAGAACCUUCAUCCACGCUCGGUCGACGGUAGCCCCGCUUCCAGUUGGGCCUUCGUGGUUGCCGGUGUCGUGGAGGAAGACGUCCAGAAGGAGCUUGAUGCGAUACACGCGGCCGAGAAUAUCUCCGAACCAAACAAGGUUUUUAUCAGCGCUGUGAGCCGAACUUCCGUAACCAUAAGUGGUCCACCCACAAGAAUCAAGCAUGUCUUCCACGUAUCGGACGUUUUACGUGACAGCGAUUCAAUUUCCUUGCCAGUGUACGGCGGCUUGUGCCACGCAAAACAUAUCUACGACAAGACUCAUGUAAACCGCAUCGUUCAGACCAGUGCGCUGGAUGCGCUAGACGCCAAGUUCGCACCUCAUGUGCCCAUCCUCUCGACUAGCAAUGGAAGGCAAUUCCAUGCAAAGAGUGCUCCUGAUAUUUUCCAUGCCAUAGUGGAGGAGAUCCUCACUCAGGCAAUCCGAUGGGAUAGUGUCGUGGAGGCCAUUGCGUACCAGGCUCGAAACUGCGCAGGUUCCGAGUGCCAAGUGCUCAUAUUUCGCAAUUCUCUGCCUGGUCGCGACCUGGUAGAUGCUUUGAAAGCAGAGAGGCUGCAACUGAAGACAAGUACAAGAGAUCUCAUUCCAUGGAUCGCGAAGCCAAGUUCAAUCCCGCAGGGCCCCAGGGGUACCCAGCAGGCUAAGAUUGCCAUUGUAGGCAUGUCCUGCCGGAUGCCUGGUGGUGCGACCGACACGGAAAAAUUCUGGGAAAUCCUCGAUCAAGGCCUUGAUGUCCAUCGAAAGAUCCCGGCUGACCGAUUUGACGUGGAUACACACCACGACCCCACUGGGAAACGUGUGAAUACCAGUAUCACCCAAUAUGGCUGCUUUAUUGACGAGCCUGGUCUGUUCGACGCUCCAUUUUUCAACAUGUCUCCCCGCGAAGCACUUCAGACAGACCCAAUGCAGAGAUUAGCUCUUGUCACGGCCUACGAGGCACUCGAGCGAUCUGGGUAUGUUGCCAACCGCACGGCUGCCACCGACCUACAUCGUAUUGGCACGUUUUACGGGCAGGCAAGUGACGAUUAUCGAGAAGUAAACACGGCCCAGGAGAUUGGAACAUAUUUCAUCACAGGUGGUUGCCGGGCGUUUGGUCCCGGGCGCAUCAACUACUUCUUCAAGUUUUCUGGCCCCAGCUAUAGUAUAGAUACUGCUUGUUCGUCGAGUCUUGCCACGAUUCAUGUUGCUUGCAACUCACUGUGGAACGGCGACACUGAUACGGUAGUUGCUGGAGGAAUGAACGUUUUGACCAACUCAGACGCCUUUGCUGGACUAGGCAGCGGCCAUUUCCUAACCAAGACACCCAAUGCAUGCAAAACAUGGGAUACGGACGCUGAUGGCUACUGCCGUGCUGAUGGCGUUGCGUCUGUUGUUCUGAAGCGACUGGAGGAUGCAGAGGCCGACAACGAUAACAUUCUGGGUGUCAUCCUUGCGGCAGGAACUAAUCACUCCGCUGAAGCCGUCUCUAUUACCCACCCUCAUGCGGGCCACCAGAGCAAUCUUACCAGGCAGAUCCUUGCUCAAGCUGCCGUGGAUCCUUUAGAUGUCAGCUAUGUAGAGAUGCACGGAACAGGCACACAGGCUGGUGACACCCAAGAAAUCCAGUCUGUCACUAAUGUCUUUGCGCCCCUUACAAGCACAAAGCGUAGAAGCCCCAAACAGCCCCUGCAUAUCGGUGCUGUGAAAGCAAACGUGGGCCAUGGGGAGGCAGUGGCAGGUUCGACAGCAUUACUGAAGGUGUUGCUGAUGUUCGAGAAGGGCAUCAUUCCACCGCAUGUCGGCAUCAAGAAUACCAUCAACCCAAGCUUCCCAAAAGACCUCGAAAAGCGCAACCUGCAUAUUCCAUACCAGAAGGUACCAUGGCCACAUGUGCCUGGGAAGAAGCGCAUUGCUGUUGUCAACAACUUCAGCGCUGCUGGCGGCAACACGAGUAUCGUCAUCGAAGAAGGACCAGUCCGGGCGAUUAACAAGACUGUGGAUCCGCGCUCAGCACAUGCUGUCACUGUGUCGGCAAAGAGCAAGGUAUCCCUCAAAGGCAAUUUGGAACGCCUGAUUGCCUACCUAGAUGCACACCCCGAUGUUUCGCUUGCAGAUUUGUCAUACACAACUACAGCUCGACGUUAUCACCAUAAUCACCGCGUCGCUGUUUCCACAUCUGAUGUUGUUCAUUUGAAGAAACAGUUGAACUCAUAUCUCCAAUCUGUUGACACGCAUAAGCCAAUUCCAGCGACAGGCGCGCCCCCAGUCGUAUUCGCGUUCACAGGCCAGGGGGGCUCACAUAGGUCUAUGAAUCUGGAGCUGUUGCGCGACUCUGCCUAUUUCCGCUCACAGCUCCUACAUCUAGAUGUGCUAUCACAGAAUCAGGGCUUCCCAUCGUUCAUGCCAGCCUUGGAUGGCAGCUAUCCACAAGACCACACCCACUCUCCGACGAUCACCCAACUUGCUUUGGUUUGCACGGAGAUAGCACUUGCAAAAUACUGGGAUUCCCUUGGCGUUCGACCUGACGCUGUGAUCGGUCAUAGUCUUGGAGAAUACGCCGCAUUGCACGUGGCUGGAGUUUUAUCGGCUGCUGAUGCAAUUUUCCUCGUUGGUACGCGAGCCAGCAUGCUGGAGGAAAAUUGUGAAAUUGGCAGCCAUAAGAUGUUGGCUGUGCGGGCAUCACUUGAGGAGGUACGCGAGACGGUUGGUGACAACCCAUUCGAGGUCGCAUGCAUCAACGGGCCCAAAGACACGGUGCUGAGUGGGACUGUGGCCGAGGUGGAUACACUUGCCCAGGGUCUGGAGGCAGCUGGAUUCAAGUGCUUCCCCCUAGACGUGGCGUAUGCGUUCCACUCAUCGCAAACAGAUCCUAUCUUAGACCAGUUUGAGAAGGUGGCGCGUACAGGCGCACUUUUCCAGCCACCAAACAUGCCCAUAAUCUCGCCGCUGCUAGGCAAAGUUGUGUUCGAUGAGAAGACUAUUGACGCUAACUAUAUGCGAAGGGCAACUCGGGAGACGGUUGACUUCAGGGCGGCUUUGGAUGCAGCACACCUCACGUCCAUAGUGGAUGAGACGAUGGCCUGGAUUGAAAUCGGCCCGCACCCCGUUUGUCUAGGCUUCGUACGGUCAACUAUCCCAUCCGUGCGGGCCUCAGUGCCCUCGAUGCGCCGUAGCGAGGAUAACUGGACGACAUUGUCAAACAGCUUGGCCACCCUCCACACGGCUGGCGUAACAUUAGGGUGGAAUGAGUUCCAGCGUCCCUUCGAGCAAGGUUUGCGCCUGUUGGACUUGCCUACAUACGCUUGGAACGAUAAGAACCACUGGAUCCAAUACAAUGGGGACUGGGCUCUCACCAAGGGUAAUACCUUCUACGACGCUGAGAAGGCCGCAGUCAACGGGAAUCCCUUGACUGCACCCCACUCCAAUCUGAGAACGUCGCUUGUCCAUCGCGUGGUCGAUGAGACCUUCUCUGGCACAGCCGGGCAGGUUGUCGUGCAGUCGGACUUGAUGCAGGCAGACUUCCUAGCAGCGGCGUGGGGCCACAAGAUGAACGGAGCAGGCGUAGUGACAUCGUCUAUUCACGCCGAUAUUGCCUGGACUCUAGGCAAAUACCUGGUCGACAAUCUCAAGCCUAAGUCCAAAGAUGUCGUCGACAUGGACAUAACAAACCUUGUUGUGCGCGAGGGAAUUGUAGCCCAAAAGAACACCAGUGUGCCUCAGCUGCUCCAAAUCACCAUCACUACCGAGGACAUCAAUGCGGGAACUGCCUACCUAGAAUGGCACAAUAUUGCUGGCGACGGUUCGCUCGCCGAUGAAGUGCCCAUUGUUACGGCUCAGCUGGUCUUCGGAAAUGCAGUCAACUGGCUUGCUAGUUGGGUACCAGCCACCCAUCUCAUUCAAGGCCGCAUUGAGGCGCUUGAACGGUUGGCUGAUGAGGGAGUGGCAAAUCGAUUCUCGCACAACAUGGCGUACCUGCUAUUUGGCAAGAAUCUCGUCGACUAUGCCGAUAAAUAUCGCGGUAUGCAGUCAGUGGUGCUAAAUGGCCUCGAGGCCUUCGCGGAUGUCACCAUCAAAACCGAUAAAGGUGGUGUAUGGACUGUGCCGCCUUUCUUCGUUGAUAGUGUGUGCCACCUGGGCGGGUUUGUCAUGAACGUGUCGGAUGCCAUUGAUACAGCAAACAACUUCUGUGUCACGCCCGGCUGGAGCUCAUUCCGGAUGAGCCGCCCCCUCGUCGCUGGUGGCAAGUACCGGUCCUAUGUGAAGAUGAUCCCCACGACCGAGGAUCCAUCCGUCUACCUAGGCGAUGUCUAUGUGCUGCAAGAUGGCGAGAUCGUCGGUGUCAUGCAGGGCAUGAAGUUCCGCCGCUACCCCCGUGUGCUUCUCAGUCGCUUUUUCUCGGCUGUCGACGUGAAGAAUAAUACUUCCGGCACCGCUGUUACUCAGAGUCAAGCUCCAGCUGUCAUCAAGAAUGUACCAACUGUGACGACUAUCCCUGUGGUCACAAAGCCCGCUAAGCAAGAUCCAGCGCCACCUGCGCCAGUACCCACUCCCGCACCAGCAGCAAAGCCAGUGGAGACAGCGUCGGUCGCACCAGUCGACUCGGACAGUACCGCUGUCAAAGCCUUAGUGCUUGUGGCCGGCGAGACUGGCCUCGAUGUUGCCGACCUUCAGGACGAAGCAUUGUUUGCAGAUCUGGGCGUCGAUAGCCUGAUGAGUCUUGUCAUUGCGGAGCAGCUACGUGAGCAGCUUGGCGUCACUGUCAGUGGUAGCUUGUUCAUGGAGUAUCCGACUGUUGGGGAUUUGCGCGCUUGGUUGGUUGAAUACUAUAGCUAG
Messenger RNA from Penicillium vulpinum, 5376 nucleotides. RefSeq names its product non-reducing polyketide synthase tpcC (gene tpcC). The record is from RefSeq and is a predicted model, not a curated record. Gene Ontology annotation, molecular function: phosphopantetheine binding; fatty acid synthase activity; 3-oxoacyl-[acyl-carrier-protein] synthase activity. The transcript is spliced from 4 exons. Gene Ontology annotation, biological process: fatty acid biosynthetic process. NCBI's taxonomy places the organism in Eukaryota, Fungi, Ascomycota, Eurotiomycetes, Eurotiales, Aspergillaceae. The coding region runs from base 1 to 5376 and encodes 1791 amino acids.